AUGAGGCGGACACCCGCGGUUUGGGGCGGCUUCACGAUGAAGUACAAGAAGGGCACUGGCCUCUGGGAUGAGGACCACGUUAAUGACUACAAGACAAACCGGUACCUUUCAGCCCGCGCGACGAUGCGGUGGUACUGCGAGAUGGAGCGGCUGAUGACGCGCAACAACCUCAACGCACGGCGGGGCACGCAGAGUUACAACAACAACAGGGGGCUGCACCACAGUGGCCGCGGCGCCUUUGAGCGUGAGGCGGAGCGCCGCGGCGUGCAAGUGGAGAAGUACGCGCUCACCACCACGACGGGGGCGAUGCGUGUGGCGGAGAUGGUGGUGCUGCGGCGUAUGGAGCUCGAGAAGAAGUCCGCGGAGGCGAUGGCAGCACAACGUGAUGCUCUGCGGCAGCCACAGCCGUCGGCGUGGUACGACGAAACGAGGGGACCCCUCAACCCGGAGUUCCUGCGCCGAAUGCGGUCGCACUACGAGGUGGACAUCACCGCCCUGCCAGACGCCCCGCUCAUACGCGAGCAGCAAGGAGAACAACGAGAGGGGCAGGUGCAACAGCAGCAGUAG
This is a messenger RNA of Trypanosoma grayi, 567 nucleotides long. RefSeq lists its product as hypothetical. Bases 1 to 567 code for a protein of 188 amino acids. The transcript has a single exon. The record is from RefSeq and is a predicted model, not a curated record. NCBI's taxonomy places the organism in Eukaryota, Euglenozoa, Kinetoplastea, Trypanosomatida, Trypanosomatidae.